UAACAAGGUUAAUCUUAAUCAGCACAGAGUUAUCAUCCGUCUUCUACCCUGUUUGACUACAGCAUUUUAUUUGAAAGUCCCCUCCAGCUCAACCUCAACAUGAGCCUUCGGAAACUGAGUUUCAAAUGGUUUGGCAGCCUGACCAACCUCUCUUUUCGCCGGUCCUCUGAGAAACCAGACGCCAAGACCUCUAAGUCAAAGUCUGGACUCCGAUCAGGAAGUGUACCAGAAGUUCACAGUGAAGGUGUCAUCACAGCGAGGCUAAGUCCUCUCUCUGAGACCACACUGGAUGACUUGGAGGGUAUCCGUCCUCGCACUGCCAGCUAUGUCCGUUCCAGUGAGGACUACACACAUGUGGGCACGCUGCCCCGGCUACUGAUGAGGAAGAAGGACAAGAGUACCAGAGGAUUGUCCAGCAGCAGCAAGAAGAGUGGAGUCAAAAGCGGCCUGAACAGAAGUCAAAGUCAGAGACCUGCGGGGGACCAUGAUCAUGUGGCUUUUACACACACAGGUGUAUUAUCCAAAGUGGCUGAAGGUGUGCAAGGAGUUACUGCUGACAGUGGGAUCAAAGAAGACUCUCUAACCGAUUCCAACACACAGCAUGAACCUACAGGUGAAGACAGCAAUACUUACGGCCAAAACAUCAUCUCUGCGCCCAUGGCUGCCGGUGAAGAUGUGUCGCUCUCUGGUGGCUCGAGAGCAGAACUUCAAUCAGAGGAACACGGAGCGGUGAACGCCGAGUCCAUGACAGAGCCUUCAUCUGAUCCCCUCACACAGGGGGGGGAUGCAGCCUGUGAAGAUGGAUGCUUAGAGUCUGAUUCCCCCUGUGAGCCUAAGGAUUGGGCAGGGAUAGAGCCAACAGAGGCACAAAGAAAAUCUGACAGCAUUUACAGCAUCAUGAAGCCAGCAGAGAAUCAGGACCAAUAUGUUCUGUUCUCUAAGGAGAAGUAUCUGCUGGAGUCUCCUCCCGAGAAACUGCGUAAAGAAUUAGAGGAGGAGCUGAAACUGAGCCCUGCUGACAUCAGGAGCCAUGGCUGGUACCAUGGACACAUCCCCCGAGAGGUGUCAGAGACUCUGGUCGUGCGUAAUGGAGAUUUCCUUGUGCGUGACUCUCUGACGAGUGUGGGCGACUACGUCCUGACCUGUCGAUGGGAUAACGAGGUGCUCCACUUCAAGAUCAGUAAAGUCCUGGUUAAAUCCAACGAGACAAAGGUGAAGUACAUGUUGGAGUCUGAUAGCUUCGACUCAGUCCAGGAGCUUGUGCGUUUUUAUGUGGGCCAACGCAAACCUGUCUCCCAGUCCACCGCCGCCCACAUCUACUGUCCAGUCAGCAGGACUCUCCCGCUGCGCUACCUGGAGGCGACCUUUGCCCUCUCCACAGCAAAGCAAGGAUCCUACUCUCCGUCCAGUCAGAGGGGAGCGUAUAUCAAGAGACGGAGCGUCACCAUGACAGAUGGACUGACAACUGAAAAGAUGAUACCUCACAGCCCGUCAACAAUCCACCACCAUAAAGACGCAAUGCGGAACUGUGCGAUGAGCAUGGACCAGAUUCAGGAGUACCGCUGUCCCUUGUCGCCUGUUGGAGAGACCCCACUGUCUCCCGCGUAUAGUGCCAUUACCAGGCAGAGAGCCCAUUCGGGCGGGCGGGCCCUGGCCGUCGUCCCUCCCUCCCCCGCGAUGCGUCGUUCCAGCGACCCUCAACUCAGCCCGACGGCCAGCAACAUCCCUCCAGAAUAUCCCACGCAGACCUCUCACUCGGCACACUCCUCGCCAGCCCAUCAUUCCAGCUACCAGUCGCAUUCCUCUGAGACGGCGGGGAGCUACUGUGAUCUAAGACCCUGUGUGUCCGGGCCCCCCAAACCGCCAGCUAAGAGCUAUGUAGAGAGAUUGCGAGUGGAGGAAGGAAAGGAAGGCGAGGGAAGAGAGGAAGGAGAGGGGACGUUCAGCACCCCACAGGUGGAGACCACAUCCUCAUUCAGGCCUUCCAGGUAUGAGUCUUGCCUUCUUCCAACUGAGAAUAAACCUCUGGAGAUGACUGUGCUGAAGAAAGUCAAAGAGCUUCUGGCUGAAGUGGAUGCAAAGACGGCGGCUAAACACAUCACAAUGGUGGACUGCAGGGUUGCUAGAAUAUUAGGUGUAACCUCAGAAAUGCAAAGGAUGAUGGGAGUGUCCUCAGGGCUGGAGUUGCUCACACUACCGCAUGGACACCAGCUGAGACUUGACCUACUGGAGAGGUUCUACACCAUGUCUAUCAUGAUGGCCGUGGACCUCCUUGGCUGCACGGGAAGCACAGAGGAGAGGGCAGCGCUGCUGCACAAGACCAUCCAGUUAGCAGCAGAGUUGAAGAACAACCUGGGCAACAUGUUUGGUUUUGCUGCUGUGAUGAGAGCCCUGGAGCUGCCACAGAUUUCCCGCUUGGAGCAGACAUGGGUAGCUUUACGACAGAGACACACGGAGGGCGCUAUUCUUUACGAGAAGAAACUCAAACCUUUUAUGAAGAAUUUGAAUGAUGGAAAAGAAUCCAGUGUCCUGUCCAACACCUCCUUCCCCCACAUCCUUCCUGUGCUGUCUUUACUGGAGCGCGGCCUGGCUGUCGGGGAGCUGCUGGAGCCCUGGGAGAGCGCGGAGGCGGGAGUGGAUGUGGUCAUGUUCCACCUAGAGGCAGCUCGAGCCAUUGCACAUCACAGGGAAAUCUACAGGUCCAAUGCAGAAACCAAGUUGCAGGGAUUUCAGGAGCGGGCAGACGUACUCGACAUCUUCCAGACCGAGUUUCAGAUGCGACUCCUGUGGGGCAGCCGCGGCUCUGAGGGCAACCAGCUGGAGCGUUAUCAGAAGUUUGACAAGGUCCUCACAGCUUUGUCACAGAAGCUAGAGCCUCCUGCGCGUCACAGCGAGCUAUAGCGUCUGCCCUGACACGCUACACCGCCAAAACGGCCCUGUUAGCACUUACUACUCACAGUGAUGUGGUCUUGGUUGGCAGCUCGGCCCAUGAUGAUAAGAGGGGGGGGGUUUCCAGCUUGAAAACUUUGGGAGGACGGGGGACAUGAGGAGGCAGCUAAAAGAGUAUGAGGAUUCCAGAAAGCAGAGUCUCACUUAGCGCAUGUGUUGCGCUCACUGUGGACUUGAAGUAAGCUGUUUUUUGCUGUUCUUCCCUGUGAACUUGCUCUGUGCUAAAAUAUUUAAAUGCAAGAGAGAGGAGACGAGUAAAUCGGGGAAAAAGAUGGGGUAACGGGAUACCGACCCCCUUUUCUAGUACAAACAUUUUGAUUGCGCGCCCUCAGGGCUGAGCAGAGCUGCAGAAGUCGGCUUUGCUCCAGUAUAACAGACUCUCACAAAGACUGUCACACACUGUAGCCAAAACGAUCACAAUAGCUCACAUUUGUAGAUUUCUGUCUGUGUGAAUGAGAGCGUGUGUGUCUGUAAGCGAGUCCUCCAUUUUCCAAAGUCCUUAAUUUUUUUCUGUUGCUUGCUUUAUGUCUUAUUUAUUUGUUAUGAUCAAAAGAUAUCAAAACAUUGUGGACUCAGUAAACUCGUGAGAAUCUUCAGCGAGGGAACCCUGUUCAUAAAAUCUCAUCAACUAUGUAUCGAGCAGUCCCAUCGCAUCCCAUUAAAAAUGUAUCAGGCAUGCAUUAAUAAAUGUAUCCCAGAAGAAACAUUUGCAGAUGUAAUGCAGCGACUUGAAUGUGAGGGUUUUUGAGAGUUGUUAGGAAGACAAAAGCGACCUCCCUCUGUUUUGGCUGUGUAAUACAUUUGAUACUGUGUCCUGGCCAAAAAUAUUUAGCUAAAAAAUAACUACUGCAUAAUGAAGGAGAAUAAAUGGGGAUUGUGUAGACUUUAAAUUUCAUUAAAGCAAUGUUUCACUUAGUAUGGGAACAUUUAUGAACAUGUUUGGUAUGACUCUUCCUCUCAGUUUGCAAACUUGCUGAAACAAUAAAAACAGUUGUUGCAUGCUGCUAUAAAUGUUAUACCAAGUCAAAUGUUGCUUUAAUAACAACUUAAAUGCUCGUGUCAAACAUGAGAAAUACAAGAGUGACUGAAUCAAAAUGCCGUCACGUUUGGAAAAUCGUCAGGCUGAAGAAAAUCUGUCAUCGUGUUUGUUUGGAUUUUUGUCUUUUCAGUUUAAUACUGAAGUGAAACCAGGGAUGUGUACGCGGCAGCUGUGCCGCGGAGGAUGCCUUCUAAAUGUAUGAUUUUAUUUUAUGUGACAGCAAUAGAAGCAAAAUGACUAGAAUGAUUUAAUUUAACAUUUUUGCUUGAUCAGCGAGUGGUACAUUAUGGCUGUAUCGGUGGUAUAGGCGUCUGAGAGAGCUGGAGCCAAAUCUCAGAGCUAUGCAAUCGUUUCAACUAAAAGCCGAGACCCCCGAGAAGCAGGCUCCCUUUCUGGAUGUUUUAGGAAACCCUAAACCUCUUUAUCCAAGCAGGUGGAUGAAAGUCACAUUAGUCAAACAUAAAUAUUUCUGAAUAUGUUCAUUCCUUUUCUUAAAACAGCUGUACAGAUCAGACCAUGAGGUUAGUAGUUGGAGGUCAUAUGCCACUUCCUCUUAUUGUCCACCAGGGGGCGCACUUAAAUAAACAAAAAAUACCGAAAGGGAGCUGUAAAAGACGCAAACAUACAGUAUACACUGAAAUAACACAUUUAUUGUGUGUGUUUUGAGACCAAGAGGAUGCCUACUGGUUUAGGUGUAAUGAGAAUGAUGAUGAUGAUGAUGAUGUAAAAUGUUUUUAUGUGUAUGAAGUGAAAAGCAAAAUGUCAGAAAUGAUUCAGGACUCAUCUCAUGUUUUUUUACGUACUGUACAUAGCAAUUCACUUUUUUUCAAAUAAAAUGAUUGCUUGUG
Molecule: messenger RNA, 4836 nt
Organism: Cololabis saira (Pacific saury)
Lineage: Eukaryota; Metazoa; Chordata; Actinopteri; Beloniformes; Belonidae
Gene: sh2d3ca
Product: SH2 domain containing 3Ca
Biological process (GO): small GTPase-mediated signal transduction; positive regulation of peptidyl-serine phosphorylation
Molecular function (GO): guanyl-nucleotide exchange factor activity; phosphotyrosine residue binding
Source: RefSeq, a predicted model, not a curated record